AUGGCUCAGUUUAGACCCAUUAGCUUAUGUAACGUCAGCUACAAGAUAAUCUCUAAGGUCUUAUGCCAAAGACUAAAGAAAGUGCUACCAGGAUUGAUAUCAGAGACUCAGUCAGCCUUUGUUGCUGGGAGACAGAUCUCUGAUAACAUCAUGAUUGCUCAGGAGAUGUUCCACGCUCUCAGAACUAAACCUAGUGGACGCAAUAAGAGAAUGGCCAUCAAGACAGACAUGAGCAAGGCAUAUGACAGGAUGGAAUGGUCCUUUAUUGAAGCGGUCAUGCGAAAAAUGGGGUUCUCAGAGACAUGGAUCACAUGGAUAAUGCGGUGUAUAACGUCGGUGAAAUACAAGCGGAUUAAUGUGGCUAUGAGACAAGAGCUUAAAGAUGUGCUUGGAAUACAGAACGAGGGCGGAAUGGGAACCUAUCUGGGUAUUCCAGAAGAUAUAAGUGGAUCCAAGUGCAAACUUUUUGCAUUUCUAAAGGAGAAGUUGAUGCAUAGAGUGAAUGGAUGGACAGGUAGAUGGCUGUCGAAAGGAGGGAAGGAAGUGCUGAUAAAGUCCAUUUUGCUCGCCUUACCAACAUACGUGAUGUCUACUUUCCUUCUCCCAUUGGAGAUAUGUGAAAAUCUUGCUAGUGCCAUUGCACAAUUCUGGUGGAGUUCAAAUCCACCAAAAAGAGGGAUACACUGGGCAAAGUGGGAAAAAGUUUGUUUACCAAGAGAGGAGGGUGGGAUCGGUUUUCGCAUGAUCCACGAGUUCAACUUGGCGUUACUGGCAAAACAAUUAUGGAGACUAGUUCAAUUCCCUGAUUCUUUGGUUGCACGAGUCUUGAGGGGGAGGUACUAUAGAUUGUCCUCUCCAUUGAGAGUAAACACUGUCACCAGCCCAUCCUAUGUGUGGACAAGCAUUUCUGCCGCAAGGAAAUUGUUAUUACUGGGGAUUAGACAGAAGAUACAUUCAGGACAUGAAGUCAAGGUGUGGGAGGACCCGUGGGUUCCUACAACUCCUGCGAGGCCAGCUAUUCCCAUAGCACAAGUUAUGCACCCGAAUAUGAGAGUCAGUGAUCUUAUUGACCAGGCAUCGAAGGAAUGGGACAUUGGCUUAUUGGAGAAUUAUGUCAGUCCUGAGGACAUAUCUCUCAUAAGAAGUUUAGCCAUAAGCUCAACUCAUCGUCGCGAUACAUUUUGCUGGAACUACACGAGGAAUGGCCAAUACACGGUUAAAUCCGGAUACUGGCUGGCUCAGAAUGUGCUAAAGCCAUCGGCUGAGAAGGAAGUUCUAGAGCCAAGUAUCACCAAGCUCCAAGCCUUUGCUUGGCAGAUAAAGGCACCGAAGAAGAUAUGUCAUCUUAUAUGGCAACUGUUAACGGGUCAUGUGGCAGUAACGAGGAACUUAACAAGACGCAAUAUGAGGUGUGACAAUUACUGUCCGAGAUGUGGAGAACUAGAGGAAACAGUAACCCAUGCCAUUUUUGAAUGUCCACCAGCUCUCCAAGUUUGGUCAUUAUCGUCCACUCCGACAAGCCCAGAUAUAUUUCCCGUAUCAAGUGUCUACACGAAUAUGGACUUUCUGUUUUGGAGGAAGAAUAGCAUUAUUGAGCCAGAACUCGACAGAGAUCCUUAUCCCUGGAUAAUAUGGUAUAUUUGGAAGGCUAGGAAUGAAAAACUUUUUAGGGGUAUAGACAGAGAUCCUUUGGAACUAGUUCGACAUGCAGAAAGUGAAUGCAAAGCCUGGUUUGAUGCUAACGAACUGGUGCAACCAGUGGUACAAGAUAACAACCCGGUGGCAACCCAAGUCAUAAGCUUGGGUAAUAUCUGCUUAUUAGAUGGAUCUUGGACAUCUUCUGCUCAAUUCAGUGGAUGCGGAUGGGUAUGGAUGGACAGUAAUGGGAACAUUCAACUUAUGGGAACAAGGAACUUCACUCGGCGCGAAUCAGCCUUGCAUUCGGAAGUAGAAGCACUGCGAUGGGCGAUGGAGAAUAUGCUUCAACACUCAACAUGUCAGAGUUUUGGAACGGAUUGUAAGGAGCUGAUUGCAAUGAUAAAGGACCCUCAGGCGUGGCCAAGUUUUGCGACGGAGUUGGAGAGGAUAGAGACGUUACAGAUAUGCUUCCCGGACUUCAGCAUCAUGCAUAGGAAAGAGACUGGAAGAGGUGUUGAGGCAGCGAAGAAGAGCAACGACGGCGGGUACAUCCGGAGGAUCUGGUGGUUCCGGCGGAGUGACGAGAGAAAGAGGGAAGCCAACGGGAGGAACUUGCACGGUGGUGGGUCAGGAGGAGGCCUGAACAGCGGACAGAGAGGAGCAGUCACCAUCAUCAUCACGAGGAAAGGGGGAGCUGCUUCACGUGGUGGAGAGCUAGGCGAAGGUGGAGGAGCAGAGGAGAUCCAUCCAAGCGGCGUACAUCAGGACUCGGGCCUGGGAGGUUUCUUCUAG
This is a messenger RNA of Brassica rapa (field mustard), 2430 nucleotides long. RefSeq lists its product as uncharacterized. Gene Ontology annotation, molecular function: RNA-DNA hybrid ribonuclease activity; nucleic acid binding. NCBI's taxonomy places the organism in Eukaryota, Viridiplantae, Streptophyta, Magnoliopsida, Brassicales, Brassicaceae. The record is from RefSeq and is a predicted model, not a curated record.